Fulvia fulva is the source of this 861-nucleotide messenger RNA. Its product is annotated as N-methyltransferase tcpN. The coding region runs from base 1 to 861 and encodes 286 amino acids. The transcript has a single exon. Lineage: Eukaryota; Fungi; Ascomycota; Dothideomycetes; Mycosphaerellales; Mycosphaerellaceae. The record is from RefSeq and is a predicted model, not a curated record.
AUGGCAGGAUCAACUUUCAAGGACGCAUACUCCUUGCCAAGAGAUAAAACCGAAAGCAUUCGCCUAGAGCACCAACAUCGCCUCAUCAUCCAGAACACUGGCUUUGUCCUUCAUCCCACCAUCGCAGCAAAUCUUCCAGAGGGUGCCCGGAUCGCGGAAAUCGCUACUGGCACUGGCAUAUGGAUGCGUGAUGUUGCCGCCACCGCUCCCUCUAGCUGGACCUUCACUGGCUUCGAUCUUUCCGAUGCUCAAUUCCCACCCGCCGACCAACGAGGUGGACAUUCCUACCAAAUUCUAAACAUUCUGGAACCGCUCCCGAAAGUUCUAGACUCAACCUUCGAUGCCGUCCAUAUCCGCUAUCUGAUCUGCGCACUCUCUAGCAAGGACUGGAUCACGGUUGCUCAGAACAUUCUCAAGCUGCUGAAACCCGGUGGAUAUCUUCAAUGGUUUGAGUCCGACUUCCCUCGCCUCAAAGCACUCCAGAGCACCGCAACACAGACGAUGGAGUCAACAAAGACGAUGCUCCAUGCCUUUAUGACCUUGCAGUGGGAGAACGAUGUCGCUUUGAUUGAUGGGGUGAAUCCGGAGCUGCGGAAGAACGUGGCCAAAGCUGGAUUUGUAGAUGUGCGGGAGGAUGUGAUUGCUUCUGAUCGCGCGGCGGAGACGAGGAAGGAGCAUACGUUGAUUGGGUUGCAAGCGGUGAGUGCUGGAACUUUGAUCAAAAUGAAGCAGCAGGGGAAAUGGGUGCAUGAUGAGCAAUGGGUCCAUGAUAUGUAUAAGAAGGCUGUUGAGGAGAUGGAAGGAGGAGUAUAUGUUAGGUGGGAUAUGCAUGUGAUUACGGGGAGGAAACCUAGUAGCUAA